Messenger RNA from Chiloscyllium plagiosum (whitespotted bambooshark), 7351 nucleotides. RefSeq names its product pleckstrin homology-like domain family B member 1. Gene Ontology annotation, molecular function: protein binding. Lineage: Eukaryota; Metazoa; Chordata; Chondrichthyes; Orectolobiformes; Hemiscylliidae. The record is from RefSeq and is a predicted model, not a curated record. Gene Ontology annotation, biological process: regulation of microtubule cytoskeleton organization. Gene Ontology annotation, cellular component: basal cortex.
UUACGUUAAAGAGUCGAGCCUGGUUCUGUUAUGUCUUCGACGAUGAAACAAACUUCCUCAGAGCGAGAUUUAGUGCAGUGGUGAGAGAUGGCAGCGGAAGAGAUUGGGAAGUGAAAUUCAAGAUCUGUUGUUAAGUCCCAAAAGCAGCAAUUCCAGAAUCCAGUGACUGUGGUUUAGUCACCCAGCUUCACUCUCUGAACUAGACUGUGCAGUGGGAAAGGAAUCGAGGCAUUUCAAAAGAGACAUUGGCUGACCUGGUGUGUUGGCCCGCUGGAACUAUCGCUGGUACAAGAAGCUGGCAGACUCGAAGGUAGGAGCAUUGGCAGUGCCUAGUGCGUUGGCACCAGCUGAAGGCGAGUGACCCCCACAUUGACGGGUCUCUGCCCCCCCCGCCCACUGCGUAUGGUGGGACUAUGAGAUGGAGAAGAGGAAACACAUUCGAGCAGAUUUCCCUGUGAAAGUAAUCACCAGCUUAUUGCCCAACACCAGCUUACAUGUUAUUACCAAAGAUAUCCAGGAGUGUGAAGGAGCCAUUGUAAAUGAUGUGAUCAUGGACAACACAAACAGAAACACGGUUAGCCAAAUGAAAAAAUCGCAGAAAAUUAUUCAGAACACCCCUCUGGACCUUAUUGACACCGGCAAGGGGCUGAAGGUACAAACGGACAAGCCUCACCUGGUUAGCCUGGGCAGUGGCCGUCUCAGCAUCGCUGUCACAUUGCUUCCUCUUGAAGAAGGGAGGACCACGUUUGGCAGUUCUGAUUGCCCUCCACAGGACAUUAGCAUCCAAGGACCCGGCAUUGCUAACCAGCAUUGCUGCAUCGAAAACCGAAAUGGAGUAAUAACACUGUAUCCGUGUGGGAACCUGUGCAUGGUGGAUGGAGUUCAGGUGACCCAGCCGAAACGCCUGUCCCAAGGGUGCAUGCUAUGCUUUGGUCAGUCAACAUUCUUCCGUUUUAACCACCCAGCCGAGGCGUCCAGGAUGAAGAGCAUGAUGUCCGGGAACCGGAACACUCCCGUCUCCUACUGCCAUUCUCCAGAUUCCGCUAGCCUGGUAAAUGGCAACCAUCAAACUCCGCUUAAUGAAGGUUCAAGUAAUCAACUUGGAGCCCAAGUCACUCAUAGCUCAUUGGUCAGCUCCAUUGAGAAGGACCUACAAGACAUUAUGGACUCUUUGGUGAUGGACGAUGCCACGUCCCCUGGGAAAAAGCAGACAGUCAAUGCCCAGUCCCCUUUGUCUCCCAUGGUCAACGGAGGUGGCAGGUACCUCCUGUCGCCACCCCUGAGUCCCGGUGCCAUGUCAGUGGGUUCGAGUUACGACAACAUGUCGCCGCCCUUCUCCCCCCUGUCAUCUCCGAGUGCGGCCAGCAGCAGCAGCUACACCAGCUACUCCCCGGGCAGUCAGGAGCAGGCACCCCUCGUGCCUCCCACUGUUCCUGUCAGAUCUUCAAGUUACAACCACACUGUACAGCCCCCAGGCCUUAGGCCUGGGCCUAACUACAGUGGAGCACCUACUGAGCCAGGCAAGUGUAAUGGCCUCAGUCCAGGGAGCCAGCGAGUGCCGGACAGUCCGCGUGCCCAUAGGAAAGGAGCCAAUGUCCAGGAGACCCCACCAAGUCCCACGGUCAGCCGGAGAGCCUUCCCACUGGACGGUUUCCCCUCAGCAGUGCCCUCCGAUGCCAGGAAAGUGCCAGAAAGUCCAAAGUUUUCUCAUCCAAGUCACAACGUUCCAUCAGUAUCUGUGAGCCCCAGCAGUGGGGGUCCCAGAGUCCCCGUUCUGACAGUUCCUGGCAGUCCUAGAUUUGGAGGCAAGUCCCACCCAAUCCCUAGUCCCAGGUCCAAGGUGGGUGGCUCCCUUCAGGAACGGCCUCCGAGUCCUUUCCGAGAGGUUAAGGAAACUCCGAUGGAUCGAGCCAUCACUUGCAGCCCGUCCAAGCAGAUGUCCCCACGGGUUUUCCAGCCAGUGGAGAGUGUGGGACUUGCCCACGUCAACCAACCUGUCCAGCUACAUCCCAGAAACCUUCAGCCCUCUGAGAGUCCCCGACUGGCUCGAAGGAGCCUGGAGAGUAUGAGAGACCUGCCCCCAUUGAGUCCCUCUAUGUCCAGGAAGGCUUCACCGCAUUCUCCGUUUUCCAAUCUGCCAACCUCGCCUCACCAAAGGCCCUGCCGAGAAGGAGUUCGCCAUGAGACUCCACCUCCCCAGGGGAAAGUCGUCAAGGAGACGCCAGAAAGUCCGCGACUUCGACGGAAGCAUUCGUCGGGGGGUUCGUCAGAGAGGAGUGAGGACUUCUCGUCCCACAUCGUGCCGAGUCUAACCUUGCUGAGCAGUGGGAGGAGGGUCCGAGACCGAAGUCCUUCCCCAACGCUGCUGUCCGCUGACCUCCCAAGGAAAGUGUAUGGGAGCAGCGUGACCCCCGCCCACAGCCUGACCUCGCUGGCUGUGUCCACGCCAUUACAAAGCCCACGGCUACAGAGGAAGACAGCAGGGGACGAGAGGACACCAGUGACUCGGCAGCGGAAGAACAGUAUUUCCGAAAUCAGUGACAAUGAGGAUGAGCUGCUGGAUUACCACCGCCGACAGAGGGAGGAGCGAAUCCGGGAGCAGGAAAUGCAGAUGCUGGAGCGACAGCGUCUUGAAACCAUCCUGAACCUGUGUGCGGAGUACACCAAGACUGAUGUGUCCAGUGGCCCCGACAUGGGCAGGAUGACCCCGCACAGUGAGCAGCUCCACAUCGAAGAGCAGGGAUUCUACCCCAGAGUGGCGGACUCUGCUCCCACCAGCACCACCAACGUUAGCAGCAGGGGCACCUCGAUGGAGCGCAGUGGGACGGGCAAAGGGUUCAGGGAGCAGGUGGCCGAACCCAACCCUCAGAAACCACGAGAGGCUCUGGAGAGGUCGGAGGAGGAGAACCUGAAGGAGGAGUGCAGCAGCACCGAGAGCACGCACCAUGAGCAUGAAGAUUCUGCGAGCAGUCACUCAGUCCAGCAGGCUGUCUACCUGGAGGAGCAGAGACUCCGAAUCCUCGCGUCUGUGGACGAACUCAAGCAGAGGAUUAAAGAACUUGAUCAACAACUUGAGGAAUCCAAUCACGAGGCGGAGAUGGAGCGAGCUCUGCUUCAGGGAGAGCGGGAAUCGGAAGUUGCUCAAAUCCGGCAGGAGCAGGAAAUCAUUGCGCAGUUGGAGGAAAAACUCUCGGAGUUGGAGAGCAACAUCCAGAGAGAGAAAGAGAAGGAAAGGGUAAAGCUUGAUGCUGAGGAAAGAGAAGUGCAGAGACUACAGUCGCAUUGCCAUGAGUUGAAGAGCCAGCUUGAUAACUGCCCUGAAUCAAUGAGGGAGCAGUUACAGGACCACCUCAAAAGGGAAGUGGAGACUCUCGAAUCUGAAGCCAAACUCUUUGAAGACUUGGAGUUUCAGCAGCUGGAGAAGGAGAGUCGCUUGGAAGAGGAACGGGAGACGGUGAGCCAGCAGCUCCAGCAGGACAAGGCUGAAUACCAGCGCAGUGCCAUGCGGAGAAAGGACAAGGUUUCUGCUUUAGAGAAUCAAGCCAAUCAGAUUCGCUAUCAGGCUCUCCAGGAAUGUGAGAGGUUGACCAGAGAGAAAAACGCAAUGAUGCAGUUACUUCAGAAGGAAAAAGACAAACUGGCCAAUCUGGAAAAGCAGUAUUUCAUGGUGACUGGAGGAAAAGCCUUUCCCAAAGGCUCAACAGCACUAAAGGAGGAAAUGCUUCACAUCACAGAGCCUAGCGACAUAUUAGAGGAGCCUAACCCCCAGCAUUACCUCCCAGGAAAGGCAGCUUCUCUAUUCCCCUCUCCUUCCAUCCCAGCGUACUCCAAGAUCCAGGAGGAAUAUAUGAAACUGGCUGAUGUGUUUAAGUUCUACAGUGACAUUUACAGCACAAGGCCUGAUGCUACUUUCUGUGCUUCUGCUCUGCGUUCGCUCCAGCUUCCUGUAGCCCCACCACCCCGCGAGGAAUACGUUACCAUAGAUCAGCUUAAGGAGUUGUACGGUACUUCAGCUGGGAGCUCUGUCCUUAUUCCAUUCCACACUAAUCCAACCUCUUCUUCUCUGACUCUCUGCACUGAGGGCUCUCUGUCCUUGCCACCUGCUGCCUCUACACUAUUUGCAGCUGAGCAGCAGCCUACCAGCAGGCUGCUGACCUCUACUCUGGAGCUAGAGCGAUGGUACCAAGAAAUAAUGGCUAACUUUGAGGCCUCAGCUUCUCCACCUCCAAUUUCCUCCCCUUCUCCUCCUCCUCUUCCAGCUAAAGCUCAUUCCUCACGAAGAUACACCCAGGUUUACCGAUCCAAGAUGGAGAGCGAAGGAUCUGGCACCCUGCCUCGGACGAAGAUGGGAUCUUCCCCCUCCUCACCGUUCACCGCAUCAACUCUUGGCCGAAACCUGAUGUCGAAGACCCCUGUGGUGGCACAGAAUGGCACCGGCAGUUUACCACGGAAUCUUGCUGCUACUCUGCAAGACAUCGAAGUGAAGAGACAGUUGGCACUGCAGCAGAAAGAAUCAAUAGGGAUAUCCAAAGCAGACCACAGGAGAGGUCACCAGGUGAUUGAAGAACAAAGGCGGCGAUUGGCUGAGCUGAAGCAGAAGGCUGCAGUUGAGGCCCAAUCACAGUGGGAAGCCUUGCACGGUCAACAGUCGCCAAUGUUUGGCCAAUCCUACUCCAUGAGUGGACAGCCGCAGUCUCACCUCAUCCACCACAGCAUCCUCCACCACCAUCCACAGCCUCUCUCCACUCAACAUGGCAUUGAUUUGGAGCAUGCCUUUGACACGCUCAGUCUAGAAAGUUCUGACAGCUUGGAGACCAGUGUUUCCACGGGCAACUCGGCCUGUUCACCUGACAACAUGUCCAGUGCCAGUGGGGUCGAUGUCUCAAAGAUCGAGGAGAUGGAGAAGAUGUUGAAGGAGGCGCAAGCUGAAAAGGCACGACUCUUGGAGACGAGGGCUCGCGAGAUGGAAGUGCGACGUCAGGCCUUUGAAGAGGAACGCAAGAGGCGGGAAGAGCUGGAAAAGAGGCUCCAGGACGAAACCGACCACCGGCAGCAGCUCAUCGACAAAGAGGUCAAGAUGCGGGAGAAACAUUUCUCACAGGCACGACCUUUAACUCGGUAUCUACCAAUCAGGAAGGAGGAUUUCGACCUACGAUCCCACAUCGAAUCGUCCGGCCACAACCUAGAAACCUGCUACCAGGUGGCUAUCUCUGAGAAGAUGUGUAAGGGUUACCUCACAAAAAUGGGCGGGAAAAUCAAAUCUUGGAGAAAGCGGUGGUUUGUCUUCGAUCGCAUCAAGCGGACAUUGUCUUAUUAUGUGGAUAAACAUGAAAGUAAAUUGAAGGGAGUGAUUUAUUUUCAAGCUAUCGAGGAGGUUUACUAUGACCAUCUCCGGAGUGCCUCAAAGAAGGGAUAUUUGAACCUGCAUAGAAUCAAUAGUCCCAACCCGAGCCUCACAUUCUGCGUGAAGACACAUGACCGAUUGUACUUCAUGGUGGCCCCCACGCCGGAGGCAAUGCGGAUUUGGAUGGACGUGAUUGUCACCGGUGCUGAGGGCUACACGCAGUUCAUGAGCUGAGAGGCAGAGAGGACUGGGUUCCUGGUUGGAGCCAGUUGGCAUUGAGCCGGGGCCUUUGUGGAACUGUCCUGUCCUGACCCAACAGGGGAGGUGGUGCUGCCUGUCUUCACUGGCUGUCUCUCUGUCUGUCCGCCUCACUCGCUCUUUCUCUCUCUCCGUCUCACGUCCUCUCUGGUUGAACAACGGUAAACCCAGUCCUGUCUCCCCACAAGGUGUUUGAGAAACCAGCCAAUCAUUUACAGAAGCAUUUUCACCAGAAUAAAAGACCGACUUCAAAGCAGGCGAGAGAAAAGUCUUCACCUGCGGACAAUAAAAGGGAAUGAACCUAUGCAAAGUCUCCCGUGCAGUUGUAAUUUUCCAAACGGGUGACGGACAGAGGCAAAAGGAUUCUUACGAAAUAAAAUGGGAAGGAACAAACACAGAAAAAUAAAACUGAACACCCGGCAGGAAACCAGAGCCAGACUGUGAAAUAGAAAGGACCUUUUCCGUGGGUGACUUUGUGAAUCUGCAAAUGUGGGUUGAUUUGGAUGCUGUUAUCAGGACUUGGCACAGCUGCCCUGCCCCAGUGCCUGGAUGUGUGAAGGGCCCUUGGCAGAAACAUUCAAUCUCCCUCACGAAACGUGUGCAAAUAGAAACAUGCUCUUUGUGUACACACACGUGGACUGACCACUGUCACCCCCUUGACACCAUCAACUCGACAAGGUGGCUGAAGUCUGUAGACGAGGAGGGAGGAAGAUUACAGACACUCCCUGAUGUGCCUUUCAAACUUUGGUGCAGGGAUUUCAUGUACUCAGACUUUGGAGAUGUUCUUGGCAUGUAGCAGCAUUUCUUGGGUGCAGAAUCAGGGAUUGAAAUUGAAAUUGGUUCCCUUUGAUCAAAUUUUGAUUUUUAUUGUUGACUUUUCUCAAUUCAGUGAUUGCAACAGCUCACCUUCCCAGUGCAGAAGAACUUACCUCAACACCUCGAGUUAUUUUGCAGGAGGAGAGCAGAAAUCUGUUUCUCUGUGGAUUUUCUUUUGUUAAUAUGUAUCACGAAACCUGUUAAGCUACUGUCUCCUAUAUUGUGCCAUAUUUUGCUUAACAUGCCAGUAAUAAUAUUGACUGGUCUUCAUUUACCUAGUUCAUUUAGAUCUUGCCAAUAUCAAACCGUGGCCAAAAAGGAAGGGGAACUGAGUUUGGAAGGAACGUGUAAAUGUUUCUGAAAGACAAGUGAAGUGGUUGGCAAGAUUUUGUUGGUUUGUAGUUCACGUUGGACUUGUCAAUUGGAAAGACAUGAUCACCUCAGUGAAGAUACUGUCGGAGCUCUCUCCUUGUCUCGUUAACAAAGUGUGGUCCUGGCUUAGACUCCAGCCAAUGUUGUAGGAUGUUGCUUUGCCAAUUUCUGGGCAACAACAGGCCCAAUUCAACGCUUGGUGUAAUCAGCACCGGCUGAGUGGACCAGUGAUGUGCUUCAGGUCCAAGAGCCGACCUCAAUGCCCCUGGGCCAGGCACAGCAAGAUCCCACUAUAGUCCUCACUCCUCAAAUGCCAUCAAAAGGAAGUCAAGAGAGGACAUGAGACUGCCGCUGUGGUUGAAUAGUCCACUGCUGUUUUUUUGUGGACCCCCAUGAAUGAUGGGUAGUUGACCUAUUCAGCAGAGCAAGAUCCCAGAGUCCACGGUGAUUUCGCCAGGUAUCCUGGUUACAAGACCAGACACCAUUUCUCAUUACUCUGCAGUAACUCUUGUUGAUGUGGGUUCAGAUUUUUGGAUGAAUAAAUUACAUUUAUAUCUUUUA